Messenger RNA from Oncorhynchus tshawytscha (Chinook salmon), 3235 nucleotides. Its product is annotated as E3 ubiquitin-protein ligase MARCHF6-like. The record is from RefSeq and is a predicted model, not a curated record. Gene Ontology annotation, cellular component: endoplasmic reticulum membrane. Gene Ontology annotation, molecular function: zinc ion binding. NCBI's taxonomy places the organism in Eukaryota, Metazoa, Chordata, Actinopteri, Salmoniformes, Salmonidae. The transcript is spliced from 26 exons. The coding region runs from base 314 to 3112 and encodes 932 amino acids.
GGCGCACACUGUCGCAAGGUAUCACUUGUGUCGGGUACAUUUCUUAUUCGUCGCCUCUAACCGUGUUGAAUUUGCAAGGAAGAGGUCUGCUAGCGAUCUCGGUCCAACAUACAUGGUCCGAGCGUGUCACGAAACAGGAGGGAUUCUGGUGUUCAAAGUGGACACCAUUUUAUGGAUAGUCAAUGUAUCGGUUCUUCAAGGAUAGUCUGAUCCAGAUCGGCUGAAAACAGUGCCGUUCGCGUUGUGGAUGGGUGCGCGAUAGCGAACUAACGUUACUGUAUAACUCCAAAAAAAGAGGGGCAGAGCCUCUUCUAUGAAGAUGGACAUUGCAGAUGAAGGGGAUAUAUGUCGCGUGUGUCGUUCAGAGGGGACCCCAGACAAACCCUUGUACCACCCCUGUGUUUGUACUGGCAGCAUCAAGUUCAUCCACCAGGAAUGUUUGGUCCAGUGGCUGAAGCACAGCAGGAAGGAGUACUGUGAAUUAUGCAAGCACAGAUUUGCUUUCACACCAAUCUACUCCCCAGACAUGCCCCCCCGCCUGCCCAUCCAGGACAUCUGUGCUGGCCUGCUGACCAGUGUGGGCACAGCCAUACGAUACUGGUUUCACUACACACUGGUGGCCUUCGCAUGGCUGGGGGUGGUCCCCCUCACUGCAUGUCGAAUCUACAAGUGUCUGUUUACCGGCUCUGUGACCUCGCUCCUGACGCUGCCUUUGGACAUGCUCUCCACAGAUAACCUGCUGGCAGACUGUCUGCAGGGCUGCUUCGUGGUGACGUGUACACUGUGUGCGUUCAUCAGUCUGGUGUGGCUCAGGGAGCAGAUAGUCCAUGGUGGUCCCCCCCUGUGGCUGGAGCACCACCAGCAGCCCCAGCCCAACGCAGCCGGACAACAGCCCAACGAGGCUGCCGGUCAAGGAGCAGCUGAUGAACCCCCUGCCCCUGCCAACCCCCCAGCUCACGAGGCAGAGCCAGAGCCCCCGGAUGGCCCGCCAGAACAGGGGGAGGAGCCAGAACUAGACAAUGAGGAAGAGGAGGGGGCUGCUGCCGAAGAUGUGGAUGCCAACAACGGGGCUCAAGAUGAUAUGAACUGGAAUGCUCUAGAAUGGGACAGGGCAGCAGAGGAGCUCACAUGGGAGAGGAUGCUUGGACUCGAUGGCUCCUUGGUGUUCUUAGAGCAUGUGUUCUGGGUUGUGUCUCUGAACACUCUCUUCAUCCUGGUCUUCGCGUUCUGUCCAUACCACAUUGGUCACUUCUCUGUCAUGGGCCUUGGCUUUGAGGAAUAUGUCCAAGCCUCCCAAUUCGAGGGCCUGAUCACAACCAUCGUAGGGUACAUCCUGUUGGCCAUGACGCUCAUCCUCUGUCAUGGGUUCGCUGCUCUGGUCAGGUUCCAGCGGUCCCGCCGUCUACUAGGGGUCUGCUACAUCGUUGUCAAGGUCUCACUUCUUGUUGUCGUGGAGAUAGGAGUCUUCCCCCUCAUCUGUGGCUGGUGGCUCGACAUCUGCUCUUUAGAGAUGUUUGAUGCGUCUCUGAAGGACAGAGAGCUGAGUUUUAAAUCUGCUCCAGGCACCACCAUGUUCCUGCACUGGCUGGUGGGAAUGGUCUACGUCUUCUACUUCGCAUCCUUCAUCCUCCUACUGAGAGAGGUGCUGAGGCCUGGGGUCCUGUGGUUUCUGAGAAACCUGAACGAUCCAGACUUCAACCCAGUCCAGGAAAUGAUCCACCUACCUAUCUACAGACACCUCCGCAGGUUCAUCCUGUCUGUGGUGGUGUUUGGCUCUAUCGUUCUCCUGAUGUUGUGGCUGCCCAUCAGGAUGAUCAAGCUCCUCCUCCCUGCCUUCCUGCCCUACAACGUCAUGCUUUACAGUGAUGCUCCAGUCAGUGAGCUGUCUCUGGAGCUGUUGUUACUGCAGGUGGUUCUGCCAGCUCUCCUGGAACAAGGUCACACACGCCAGUGGCUGAAAGGUCUGGUCAGGGCCUGGACUGUCAGCGCUGGAUACCUACUAGACCUCCACUCUUACUUGCUCGGAGAACAGGAAGACGAUGCUAACCAGCCUGUCAACAACAACCAUGCUCCCGGUCACCAAAACAACAACAACGCUAACCCCGCCCCUGCUGUGGGGGAGGGGCUUCAUGCAGCCCAUCAGGCCAUACUACAGCAGGGAGGACCAAUAGGUUUCCAACCCUACCAUCGGCCCCUACGCUUCCCCUUCAGGGUCAGUCACACUACACACUACCAUCGGCCCCUACGCUUCCCCUUCAGGAUCGUCUUGCUGAUAGGGUUCAUGUGUAUCACCCUGCUGGUUUCCAGUCUGGUGUGUCUGACGUUACCAGUGUUUGCGGGCCGUUGGCUGAUGUCAUUCUGGACAGGCAGCUCGAAGAUCCAUGAGCUGUAUACAGCAGCGUGUGGUCUGUACGUGUGCUGGCUGUCCAUCCGCGGUGCCACCGUGCUGUUGGCCUGGAUGCCCCAGGGACCCACCAUCAUCAUGGUCAAAGUCCAGGAGUGGAGCCUCAUGAUUCUGAAGACUCUGGUCGUAGCGUUGCUGGUGGCUGGUGUUAUCCCUCUACUAUUGGGCCUGCUGUUUGAGCUGGUCAUCGUUGCUCCCCUACGCGUUCCUCUGGACCAGACGCCUCUCUUCUACCCCUGGCAGGACUGGGCUCUGGGGGUGCUCCAUGCCAAAAUCAUCGCUGCCAUCACCCUCAUGGGUCCACAGUGGUGGCUGAAGACGGUCAUAGAACAGGUGUAUGCUAACGGCAUCAGGAACAUCGACCUCCAUUUCAUCAUCUGUAAGCUGGCUGCCCCUGUCAUCUCGGUGCUGCUGCUGUCCCUGUGUGUCCCCUACGUCAUAGCAGCCGGGGUCGUACCUGCCGUAGGUCUGUCAGGUGUGUCAGGUGUGACUCCAGAGAUGCAGAUUCUGAUUCAGAGGAGGAUCUACCCGUUCCUCCUGAUGGUGGUGUCCAUCAUCGGCAUCCUCUCCUUCCAGAUACGACAGUUCAAGCGUCUUUACGAACACAUCAAGAACGACAAGUACCUGGUUGGCCAGCGGCUUGUCAACUACGAACGCAAGGCUAGGGGAACCAGCUCUGUUCCUCCCCCUAACUCUAUCCCAGAGUAGUCAAGUUUGCUUUUGGAAACCACCCAUCUCGUGUCCUCCCUCCCCCUCUCUCUCUCUCCCUCCCCCUCUCUCUCUCUCCCUCCAUCCCUCCCUCACCCUCCUUCCACCCCUCCCCCUCUCUCC